Messenger RNA from Bathycoccus prasinos, 954 nucleotides. RefSeq lists its product with no specific name. The record is from RefSeq and is a predicted model, not a curated record. Bases 1 to 954 code for a protein of 317 amino acids. Gene Ontology annotation, molecular function: protein binding. Lineage: Eukaryota; Viridiplantae; Chlorophyta; Mamiellophyceae; Mamiellales; Bathycoccaceae. The transcript has a single exon.
AUGGGGAAAAUAUCCGGGGCGGCGAAGAGGAAGAAGAAAAAGGAGACAGAAAAAGCUUUAGCGGAGCAUAUUGAGAAUUUGGAGCGGUUGAAGCUUGGACCGACGAAGUUAUGGACGGGAUUGGUGGUGCAUCAUAAGGAUGUGUUUGUCACGCACGUGCUUCCGAAAUUGAAUACGACGGAUCGGUAUUUCUUUUCGGAUGCGAAUAGUGAGAGUUGGGGUGUGCUUGAGUACGCAGGGGUAGACAUAUCGAAAUUAUGUGUAAGUGUUCACGUAUGCUCAUCCAUUUCGACGUUAGAAUGGGCGUGGAAUAACAUGCCCUGGGGAAAGAAAAGGCAAAGUGGAAGAGUGAUAGAUCAAGCCUGGUUUUGCAGGGAAGUUGCUGCAACGAACAGACUCGAGUUCCUCAAGUGGGCGAGAGAAGUGAAACAUUGCGAGUGGGAUGAAUGGCCGAUUAAUACGGCCGCAGAUAAAGGCAAUCUCGAGAUGUUGAAGUACUGCUUCUCGAAUGGUUGCCCGUAUGAUGAAGAAGCGUCGUGUAAACAAGCUGCUUGUAAAGGACACCUCGACUGUCUUCGAUUUCUUGUCGACAAAGUGAAACCUUCGCGAGAGACGGAGCGAACAGCAGCACUACAAGCAGCAUGCGGUGGUCACACAGACAUCGUGAAAUAUUUCAUCGAAGAAAGAAAGAUAUCUGAGGAGGUAAAGGGCUUGUGCGUGUACAACGCUGCAAGGUAUGGCCAUCUCGAUUGUAUCAAAUACUUAUUUGGCGAAGAGGCGAAAGUGCCUCUGAACAACUUGCAAUACAUCGCGAACGCUCGUUACAAAGAGCACACCGACUGCGAAAACUAUUUGCUCGAAAGAGGGUGCCCGGAACCAACGGACGAAGAAUACGCUAACUUUUUCGAGCACGUGCGAGCGCUAGAGUCUCAGGAGGAGAACAGUUUCCAUUGA